Messenger RNA from Juglans regia (Persian walnut), 1593 nucleotides. Its product is annotated as protein CLT2, chloroplastic. Lineage: Eukaryota; Viridiplantae; Streptophyta; Magnoliopsida; Fagales; Juglandaceae. Bases 82 to 1362 code for a protein of 426 amino acids. The record is from RefSeq and is a predicted model, not a curated record. The transcript is spliced from 10 exons.
AGAAUAGACGCAAGAAGUUUGAAAAAAACAGUGCGGAGUUAUAUGUAUUGAAAAGGACGGAGAAGAUAGACCACGUUUAUUAUGGGAUUCUCUUACACGUCGUUGUCUAGCUUCUGUUCCCUGCAGUUCCCAUCUCAUCGACCUCAAGGCCGCACCAACUUCCAUGGCCAAACAACCUUACGCUUCUGCCUCGUCGCAAUGCCAAAUUCCCUCCAAAACCCGAAGCUCCGUCGUUUUCUCCGUCCGAACCCACUGUUUACUUGCAAUCGCAAACUUGACUAUCUUUCUCUCAGAGCCCACGCUUCAAACGGAUCAAACUCACCCGCGUACUCCUCCGACACCAAGUUAAUUGUCACCGCUUCCGCGUUCACCGCAACGUUAGCCAUCGCUAAUCGCGUGCUCUACAAGCUCGCUCUCGUUCCCAUGAAGGAAUACCCCUUCUUUCUAGCUCAGCUCACAACUUUUGGGUACGUGGCUAUAUAUUUUUCGAUAUUGUAUAUACGGUACCGGGCGGGAAUUGUGACCAAUGAAAUGCUUGCUCUCCCCAAAUGGCGUUUUAUGGCUAUUGGCAUUUUAGAAGCUCUCGGCGUCGCUACCGGGAUGGCUGCUGGAGCCAUGCUUCCUGGACCAACAAUACCGAUACUGAGUCAGACAUUUUUGGUGUGGCAGCUGGCUUUUUCAACUUUUCUAUUGGGGAGAAGGUACUCGUUUAAUCAAAUUGCUGGCUGCUUACUUGUAGCUACUGGUGUGGUGGUGGCUGUUGCCAGUGGGUCUGAUGCUGGCCAAAUGUUAUCUGGAGUUGAGUUUAAAUGGCCAGCACUAAUGCUAGCCUCAAGUGCUUUUCAGGCUGUUGCAUCUAUUAUCAAGGAAUUUAUUUUCACUGAUGCUCUGACCCGCCUUAAUGGAAAGUCUCUUGACCUAUUUGUGGUCAAUUCUUUGGGGUCUGGAUUCCAGGCUCUUUUUGUGCUUCUCUUUUUACCUUUCCUCUCCAAGAUGAAGGGCAUACCAUUUGGUCAACUUCCUUCUUAUCUUGAAAGUGGUGCUGGUUGCUUUCUUAACUUCGGAGCCAAUCAAUCAGGUUGUGAUGGGGCUCCGUUGCUUCCACUGCUUUAUAUAGUUGCGAAUUUGGCUUUCAACAUAUCAGUGCUCAAUGUAGUAAAAAUUUCUUCUGCAGUUGUUUCGUCUCUUACUGUAAUGUUGUCAGUGCCGGUUUCAAUUUAUAUUCUCUCUCUUCCGUUGCCGUAUCUUCCAGAGGCCACAAGCUUGAGCCCCCAUUUUCUCUUCGGCAGUGCCAUUCUUGUAUCAGGUCUAAUUCUAUACAACAUACCGCAGCCUGCCAAACAGGGCUCUGAAGAUGUUUGACUUUUCGAUUCUUCGAAGUGGCACUCUGUUGAGUCAAUUUCUUUAUCCAUCCUGCUGUGCAUGAUACAUAUCUCUGUGUUCAGAAAUCUCAGUUGGCCAUUCACCCCAGAUAUUAAUUUUUAAUUAAGCAACCAUCCGCAGAAAGAACUACGAUGUUGUGGUCUUUCAUACUCCCCCCCUUUUAUAAAAAAUAUAUAUAUAUACAUAUCUAUUUUCCUGGGUUGAUUGCAG